Messenger RNA from Xiphias gladius (swordfish), 971 nucleotides. RefSeq names its product A-kinase anchoring protein 14 (gene akap14). Gene Ontology annotation, molecular function: protein kinase A regulatory subunit binding. Gene Ontology annotation, cellular component: cAMP-dependent protein kinase complex. The record is from RefSeq and is a predicted model, not a curated record. The coding region runs from base 50 to 571 and encodes 173 amino acids. The transcript has a single exon. Lineage: Eukaryota; Metazoa; Chordata; Actinopteri; Istiophoriformes; Xiphiidae.
UAGGCUAGAAAUAUGUUUCCUGUAUGCCGAUCAGUGGCACAAGGACAAUAUGGAAGCGCACGGACUUUCAGCUAAUGUGAAUUUAACAGCGGAGUCAGCUCAACUUGUAAAAACCCUGCUGGAGAGACACCGCCACACCAUCACGAAGGAGCAGGAGGAUAACUCUCCUGACAGUGAGAUGAGGAAUAUUAACUGGGUGGCAAGCAAGGACUUCACGGUCGAAGUGGGGAAAAAGCAGAUUGGGGAGUACGUUCAAACCUGGGAGGUGCAGCCCUGCUGGCUUUACAGUCUAGAUUUUCUCCACGCAACCGAAGAGGACCAUCACACCUUCUACCACUACCGGGUCCGCUUUAGCACCCCAGCCCCACGGAAGCCGAUCCAGGGGACGGCUAGUGUCUACUUCGUCAUGGACGUAUCCAAAGUCAAGCCUCAAACUCUGCCCGUGGAGGUGUACUUCGUGGUGGAGUCGCAGAGGCUGGUACACACGCCUGGGAAGAGCAGGUUCAGAGAGAAGUGGCUGACGGACAUUGUCGAGAGCAAGACUUUGCUCCACAAUGCGGUGCAGCUUUGAGUCAACUGACAUUAGAAACCGCCGAACCGACCAGAAGGCUUCUGACUUCUUCCUAAAAUACUAACUGAAGUUACAUCCAGCCAACAACUGUUGACAUUCAAUUCCAAAGACUGGCUUUGAAUUUUCUAAUACCCCGAUGAGUAUCGACCCACUUCGAAAUAAAGUAGCUAAACAUGAAAAUGACUAACUGGUUGCCAGCCUUUAUUUACUACUACUGAAUUGUCUGUUGUGUUGGACCUCACACUUACCGUAACGUUAAAGCUAGGUUCAAAACUGAUGCAAACGUAUUCAAGACUACGACGCUGUUUAUGUUAGAUAAUAUCCUUAUUUGAAGGAAUAAACACCUAAUGAGUGUGAUGUUUGAAAGCUAGCUUGCUAAGCAGACAGCCGUUUAAAAAAU